AAAAAUGACCUAAGUCUUCUGUCAAUUGAAGCAAGCAAAUAGAAAAACAAAAACCACUUCCCAAAACGAAUUCUCAUUUCUCCUUUCGCUCCAAGAAAUCUGAAGUUUGAGAACCCAAACAAGAAGUCCUUUUCAGCGAUUUAUUCAUUCCUUGUUAAUUGGAAAGUCUGAAAUUGUUCAGAGUAUAAGACCUCCCACAAACUCUCUUCAUUUUCAUUCUUCCCAAAACAAUGCCUUCUUGAUUCCCUUAGAUUUUUCGGAUUCGGCUCGGACCAGCGGUUUUCUUCAUGGAUUCGUCUGUUACUCGAGCUCAAGCCUUCGGACAAGCCGAGAUUAACUGGGACAAGCUUGAUAAAACUAAGUUUUAUGUCGUAGGAGCAGGCCUCUUUACGGGGCUUACAAUGGGGUUGUACCCAGUCUCUGUUAUAAAAACCAGGCUGCAGGUUGCUUCAGGGGAUGCUGUUGAGAGAAAUGCAUUUUCUGUUAUCAAAGGCAUACUGAGAAUGGAUGGGAUUCCUGGUUUGUACAGAGGGUUUGGCACGGUCAUCACUGGUGCAGUUCCUGCCAGGAUUAUUUUCCUUACAGCUUUAGAGACUUCUAAAGUGGCUGCUUUCAAGAUGGUUGAGCCAUUUAAACUAGCUGAAACUACCCAGGCAGCUGUAGCAAAUGGAAUUGCUGGCCUGACUUCGGCACUUUUUUCUCAGGCUGUCUUUGUUCCAAUUGAUGUGGUUAGCCAAAAGUUGAUGGUACAAGGAUAUUCAGGCCAUCAGAAGUAUAAUGGGGGCCUGGAUGUUGCUCGUAAGAUUAUAAAGUCUGAUGGCAUUCGGGGGUUAUAUAGAGGUUUUGGUCUAUCUGUUAUGACUUAUGCACCAUCUAGUGCUGUAUGGUGGGCAAGUUACGGUUCAAACCAACGAUUCAUCUGGAGGGUCGUAGGGAAUGGCACCGACCUUGAGAAAGAAUCUCCUAGCCAGGGGACAAUAGUCGCAGUUCAAGCUACUGGAGCAAUUAUUGCAGGUGUUACAGCAUCCUGCAUCACAACUCCAAUGGACACAAUUAAAACUCGCUUACAGGUCUUGGAACAUGAAGGUAGAAAAACAACCACAAAACAAGUUUUCAAAGGUUUGAUUGCAGAUGAUGGUUGGAAAGGUUUAUACAGAGGGCUGGGUCCAAGGCUUUUCAGCAUGUCAGCAUGGGGAACCUCAAUGAUUUUAGCAUACGAAUAUCUGAAACGCUUGUGUGCUAAAGAUGGACAAAUAUGAUACUAUUAAUGCCAGACACCCUUGCUUCUUGCUGUAUGACUGGCUGAAGUUGGGAUGCAAAGCUGGCUAGAACUCAACACAUUAUUGACGACUGUCUUCAAUAUACUCCAAUAUACUUCAGAGAACGAUUGUAUUUCAAUUGAAAUCCUGAAAUAGCGUCACCAAUAAACUAGACUCAUUGGUUAUACUGUUAUGGGAAGCCAACCUCAGCCAUUAAACUAGAAUCCUCAUUUUUUUGGAUGUUCAUAUUUAAUCACUAAGAUUCUUUCAGGUUAGAUUCUUGUCCUUUUCUUUUGUUGGGAUACGACUGAAUCAAAUUUGAGGCUCUUGUAAGUGUAUUCCUUCUUGCUUGCCAUGGCAAGUAUAUCCUUAAUGCAAAAAAUCAUUUUGGUUGACGAGA
Messenger RNA from Vitis riparia (riverbank grape), 1659 nucleotides. Its product is annotated as solute carrier family 25 member 44. The coding region runs from base 288 to 1259 and encodes 323 amino acids. The transcript is spliced from 6 exons. NCBI's taxonomy places the organism in Eukaryota, Viridiplantae, Streptophyta, Magnoliopsida, Vitales, Vitaceae. The record is from RefSeq and is a predicted model, not a curated record.